UCCUCCCUCUCCUUUUUUGUGAGAGGCCAAAGCUGUAAAUGGCCGUAAGGCCUUUGAAUUUCACGACAAUCUCUCUUCACCACCGCCACCGCCACCGCCACCGUCUCCGCCUCUCUCUCUUCUGCUCCCCUUCACCAAUCUCCUCCUCUCUUGCUUCUACCCUUUCAUUCCUCCGCGGAAUCGCCUCCAAAACAUCAUACUCCGCCGUUUCUCAACAGCAACAGCAGCAACAAAAGCUGAGGAAAGAGCUUUUGUUGAAGGAGCUGAAAGAAACCGAAACUCUGGCGCAAAAGAUCGGGAAAGCCAUUAGGCGCCCUGGCGUUCCUUCUAAGUCUAGGGUUUACGCCGAUGUCAACGUUAUUCGUCCUAAAGAGUACUGGGAUUACGAGUCCCUAACUAUCCAAUGGGGUAGGGAACAAGAUGAUUACGAGGUGGUUAGGAAAGUUGGAAGAGGGAAAUACAGCGAGGUUUUCGAAGGCGUUCAUUGUACUGAUAAUGAGAAAUGUAUUUUCAAGAUUCUCAAACCUGUAAAGAAGAAGAAGAUUAAGAGGGAGAUUAAAAUACUACAGAAUCUUUGUGGAGGGCCAAAUAUUGUAAAGUUGCUUGAUAUAGUUAGGGAUCAGCAAUCGAAGACUCCGAGUCUUAUAUUUGAAUACGUGAAUAAUACGGAUUUUAAAGUGCUUUAUCCGACACUGUCAGAUUAUGAUGUUCGAUAUUAUAUCUAUGAACUUCUCAAGGCAUUGGAUUAUUGCCACUCACAAGGUAUAAUGCACCGAGAUGUGAAGCCCCAUAAUGUGAUGAUUGAUCACGAACAGCGAAAACUUCGUCUUAUUGAUUGGGGCCUUGCCGAGUUCUAUCAUCCAGGGAAAGAAUACAAUGUUCGUGUUGCUUCAAGAUAUUUUAAAGGUCCUGAGCUUCUUGUUGAUUUGCAAGACUAUGAUUAUUCUUUAGACUUAUGGAGCCUUGGUUGUAUGUUUGCUGGAAUGGUGAGUAUUACCUUUGAAUUAUUUCACCUUUUUAAGGUGCAAGUACACUUCUUCAGAGACCCGGCCAUGCCUUUUGAAAGGCCAGAGCAUGCGCUUAAUUUUGGUCAUUUGUGGAGCUUUGGUUAUAUGUUUUUCUCCAUGUUUUUUAUGGGGGUAUUUUUCUCUCUUGAGAUCCUUAUUUUUGAGGGUUGUGCUAUACAGAUAUUCCGGAAGGAGCCAUUCUUCUAUGGGCAUGAUAAUUAUGAUCAACUAAUCAAGAUAGCCAAGGUUCUUGGGACAGAUGAAUUAAAUGCUUAUCUGAAUAAGUACGGUAUCGAAUUGGAUCCCCAACUUGCAUUUAUUGUUGGGAGGCAUAGUCGCAAACCUUGGACAAAGUUCAUUAAUGCUGAGAAUCAACAUCUGGCAUUACCUGAGGCCAUCGACUUUCUCGAUAAGUUGCUUCGAUAUGAUCAUCUGGAAAGGCUAACUGCAAAAGAAGCAAUGGCCCAUCCUUAUUUUUACCCGAUUAGAAAUGCGGAAAGCAGCAGAAUUCGUACCUAACAUGCCAAAUUCACAACAAUGAUGAUGUCAAGACAUAGCAUCUUCUUUCUUCAUAUGCAUGGUUAGAUCCUCUUCCCUUUGUAGAAUGACAGAAGAUGAAAGAAGUCUUUUUUUCUUUAUCUUUUUUAUCUUUGUGAUUUUCUCGUCUCCCCCAAGGGAAAUGUUUAUGUUUCAUUUUGAAUUAUAUCAUAUUUGUGUGUGUUUUUGAAGAUGAAGAACAAUACUGACUUACAUCUCUGAUAAUAUUAUUUUUGCUUUAAUA
Messenger RNA from Gossypium raimondii (Peruvian cotton), 1788 nucleotides. RefSeq names its product casein kinase II subunit alpha-2. NCBI's taxonomy places the organism in Eukaryota, Viridiplantae, Streptophyta, Magnoliopsida, Malvales, Malvaceae. Gene Ontology annotation, biological process: protein phosphorylation. Gene Ontology annotation, molecular function: protein serine/threonine kinase activity; ATP binding. The record is from RefSeq and is a predicted model, not a curated record. The transcript has 11 exons. Gene Ontology annotation, cellular component: nucleus; protein kinase CK2 complex; cytosol. The coding region runs from base 39 to 1526 and encodes 495 amino acids.